Molecule: messenger RNA, 1212 nt
Organism: Schizosaccharomyces osmophilus
Lineage: Eukaryota; Fungi; Ascomycota; Schizosaccharomycetes; Schizosaccharomycetales; Schizosaccharomycetaceae
Product: dehydrogenase
Exons: 1
Coding region: 1-1212 (403 amino acids)
Source: RefSeq, a predicted model, not a curated record
AUGACAGGAUCGUUUGAAGCAAUUGUGACAGGUGCAACUGGCAUUAAUGGUGUUGCCAUUAUCAAUCGACUGUUAGAAGAACCUAAGUGUUCCAAGAUUCACACUGUCUCUCGUAGACUAAAAGAAAAAUUCCCUAGCAAAGUUAAGCACUAUUCAAUCGACUUGAUCAAUUCCAACCCUGAACAGAUUGCAGAGACCCUCCAAAAAGAGGGAGUUACAAACAUUACAUAUGCCUUCCAUGCUGCCUACAAAGAGGAAUCAGAGGAAAGUGUAAUGUGCAAGACCAAUGGUGCAAUGUUGAAGAACUUUGUGCUAGGACUUGAAAAAAGCAAUAGUAAGACUCUAAAAAGAGUUGUUUUAACAACUGGUCUAAAGUACUACGGACUCCAAUUCGGUGAAGUAAGACUUCCCAUGGAGGAAUCAGAUCGCCGUGUACCUGAGAGCUUUGCAGGUUCCCCCAAUUUCUAUUACGUUCAAGAAGAUAUCCUCAAAGAAAUAAGUGCUAAUAAGCCUUGGGACUAUGUGAUUGCUAUGCCCAAUGAUAUCUGUGGUGCUUCUCAAGGAAGUUACAUGAAUCAUGCAUUCACAAUUGCACUGUAUGCUCUUGUUUGUAAAGAGUUAGAUGAACCAUUCUACUUCCCGGGAAAUGAAAAAUUCUAUAAAGGCUUUGACGAUAUUUCCUACUCACGUUUAAUCGCCGACUUUCAAGUAUGGGCUGCUCAGAAACCAGAAACUAGCAAUGAACGUUUCAACAUCGUAAACGGUGACGUUCACAGCUGGUCAAGAACCUGGCCAAAGAUCGCUGACUACUUUGGUGUAAAAGUCCCUAAAAACCAAUUUGAUAACUGGUCUUCUUUGAGCAACAAGAUGACCUUACCCACACCUCCACCUAUUAAGUUAUACCAAGAGGAAAUGGGCAUUAAGGAUGUCCCAAAUAGUGAACUAAUCAACCAUAUUUCUCUUCCCAAGUGGGUCCAGCAAGAUAAAGUAAAGAAGGCUUGGAAACAGAUUGCUGAACGCGAACAUUUGGACCCUAAACUUUUAGACACCGGCACAUGGGCCUUCUGCGACUUUUUGGUAGGCAGAACUUAUAAUGUGAUUUCAUCCAUGACCAAGGCUCGUGAAUUGGGCUAUCAUGGAUACUAUGAUACAUUUCAAGGAUUCAAAGAAACGUUUGAUACUUUAAAACACGGAAAAGUCAUUCCUUUUUAA